AACAUGUUAAUUUCUCACCAGUGUGUUGCGUCAUCCCUCCUAAUACUACACCCUUAUGUGAGCGUCUGAGUUGUCCGAUUUAGCUUUUGGGUGUUUACCGCGAUGGCUUAACUCCGAUCGAGACCUAGACCAUACUCAGUUUACCCACUGUGACAGUUUUACCGAAGCUGCAUCACCAGAGCCUUGUCAAGACAUCAGCGCCUGCCAGCCUCACUCUUUGGCCCACACACCUGGUGCUGUCAUUAUGCCGGAGGGUCCAUCCUUGGAUAUGGUGGGUGAGGGCAGCAAUGGGCAGCCAACCCUGCACCGCUGUGACAACCCGUGGAAGCCCAAUGGCCAGCAUGGCCAGUCUGAGGUGUAUCGAAGGAUGCUAGGCAUUCUGAAUCGAGUGACUCAGCAAUCCCUGGGCAUCUUUCUUGAGCAGGCCCGUGAAUUACCUCUUUCGGAUCCCACGCACCUGCCUGACAUUCUCAGUCUCCUUCUAGAAAAGUCCCAAGAUGAACCCAUGUUUGCACCAAUCUAUGCUCGCCUGUGCCGUGACCUGGCAGCAAGCACCGGAAUACAACGGAAUCUCAUAGCUGCCUGCAAGGACCACUUCAUGGAGAACUAUCAACAGCUUCUUCAUUAUAAUCACAUUUUUGAGGGCCCGAUAUCAUCUCAGAUCAUACAUGAAGAAAUUUUGGCAAGGAAGAGAUUCGUUGGUCAUCUGAAGUUUAUAAGUGAGCUACACAAGGUUGGUGUUGUGCCGGGCGACCAAGUGGCAGCCAUGGCUGAAACUUUCCUGGAACAUGGUGACGACCGCUCCUUUGAAGGCCUAUGUCGUGUGCUCUCCUUCUCGGGACUCAGCCUCAGUCGUUCCCAUGAGGAGUUGGUGAACAGGUGCUGCAGUUAUCUUGAAGCAUGCCUGGCAGGCGGCAACCUAAACCCUCGACUGCGUUUUCUUGCCCAGGAUAUUCUUCAUCUUCGCAACAAUGGAUGGAGACUUCAGGAAGGAAAUAGAAUUCUUCCACCACCAGGUAGAAAUGUACGAGGAUAGUUUUUCUUGCAUAUUAAAGGUUUAUAGCUGUUACCUCUAAUUGUGUUUAAUCCUAAAAUGUAAGAUAUUCAUCAUCAUGCUUAGUGUGUCAGUCACCUUUCAUAUGUGUAUAAUAACAGAAUAACUACAGCAUUUGAUUGAAUAUUUGCUAUGGUUAUGUUACUCAUUACAUUUUCACACAAACCAUGGUUGAUAUUUCUUACUCAGUGAUAUAGAAGACAUUAUGGUUUUGAUACUGUAAAAUUGUUUGUUGAAUGUCACAACAAAUACUGCAUCCUUUUAUAGUGUAGUUAGAAGUGUGCUCAUAAAGAAAAAUUGAGAAGAUCUUAUUCAUGGCAAAUUAUAAAGAAGCACACAUAUUCAUACCAGAUAAACAAUGCUUUAAUUAACAUAGUAUUUAAACUUCUAUUUUUUCUACUUUCGAUCUCUUAAUGAUCCAGAGCUAACCAUAUGGAAAACUUUUUUUUGUUAUUUAUUUAUUUUAUCAUUGAUCAGACAUCAUUCUUAGCAGUUGUAUAUGUGUUAUCAUGAUAGAGUUUUGCAAGCUGAUGACUGGACCCCUUUCUUAGCUUCUAGUGUCCCAACAACCUGCCUCUCUGUGAACUAAAACUUACCCACAUAAGUAACAAGAAGUAGGUACAUAUGUUACAUACAUUUACCUCUUUCAUCACAUCAGUCUUAAUAUAUAUAUACUAUAUAUUUGUAAUAAAUGUUUCCUGUAGCACUAAUAGGAAUACCAUGCUAUCCAAUUUGGUCUUUUAACAUCAGCCCUUACUGUAGAAGCUGUAGAUGACUGACAGCUGUCAAGUGUGUAUGUGUACUAUAGAAUCUUUGUUGAAAGUACAACUAAAAACUGCAUUCAUGAAAUUUCUAGA
Molecule: messenger RNA, 1911 nt
Organism: Portunus trituberculatus (swimming crab)
Lineage: Eukaryota; Metazoa; Arthropoda; Malacostraca; Decapoda; Portunidae
Product: eukaryotic translation initiation factor 4 gamma 1-like
Exons: 7
Coding region: 245-1036 (263 amino acids)
Cellular component (GO): eukaryotic translation initiation factor 4F complex
Molecular function (GO): protein binding; translation initiation factor activity; mRNA binding
Source: RefSeq, a predicted model, not a curated record